AUGUCCGUGGGGGCUGAUACACCAUCAAGGGCACCCAAUAAGAGUACAGUACUGGACGGUGAGAGUGUCCUCGUUGUCUGUCGUACAGUGGCCCGCCGGAGACGGAAGGAGGGCCGCCCCCGACGCCAGAGGACGACGUUCAGUUCGGAGCAGACCCUCCGGCUGGAGCUGGAGUACGCGCGCUCCGAGUACGUCUCCAGGGGCCGCCGCUUCGAGCUGGCCGAGGCGCUCGCGCUGUCCGAGACGCAGGUCAAGAUCUGGUUCCAGAACCGGCGCGCCAAGGACAAGCGCAUCGAGAAGGCGCAGCUCGACCAGCACUACAGGUGUGUGGCUCACCCUCCAGCAGUUCAGCUCCUCACUAACCCUCCACUCCAUUCCAUUCCCAACGUUGGCAUUGUCUGA
Messenger RNA from Schistocerca serialis cubense, 402 nucleotides. RefSeq names its product homeobox protein rough-like. Gene Ontology annotation, molecular function: DNA binding; DNA-binding transcription factor activity, RNA polymerase II-specific. The coding region runs from base 1 to 402 and encodes 133 amino acids. The record is from RefSeq and is a predicted model, not a curated record. Gene Ontology annotation, biological process: regulation of DNA-templated transcription. The transcript has 2 exons. Lineage: Eukaryota; Metazoa; Arthropoda; Insecta; Orthoptera; Acrididae.